Messenger RNA from Mangifera indica (mango), 984 nucleotides. RefSeq names its product peroxidase 27-like. The coding region runs from base 1 to 984 and encodes 327 amino acids. Lineage: Eukaryota; Viridiplantae; Streptophyta; Magnoliopsida; Sapindales; Anacardiaceae. Gene Ontology annotation, cellular component: plasmodesma; plant-type cell wall. Gene Ontology annotation, molecular function: peroxidase activity; heme binding. The record is from RefSeq and is a predicted model, not a curated record. The transcript has 4 exons. Gene Ontology annotation, biological process: response to oxidative stress; hydrogen peroxide catabolic process.
AUGGUUUUUAAUCAGAAACUCCUAUCAUUUUUCUUGCUUCAACUGAUUCAUGUUCUUUUAGUCUCAAUUCUCUCGAAUGGGCAGGGCUUAAAGCUUGGAUUCUACCAGAAAACAUGCCCAGAUGCCGAGUCCAUUGUUAAACAAGUUACACACCAACACAUUUCUCUUGCACCAUCUCUUGCUGCUCCUUUGUUAAGAAUGCAUUUUCAUGACUGUUUUGUUAGGGGAUGUGAUGGUUCUGUGCUUCUAAAUUCUACCAAGAACAAUCAAGCUGAGAAGGAUGCAGGCCCCAACUUAAGCCUGAGGGGAUUCCAAUUUAUUGAUACUGUAAAAUCCGCAGUAGAAAAGAGGUGUCCUGGUGUGGUUUCUUGCGCUGACAUCCUGGCUUUAGUAGCUCGAGAUGCAGUAGGAGUGAUACAUGGACCUUUUUGGGACGUUCCUACUGGAAGAAGAGAUGGAAGAGUUUCAAAUGCCUCAGAGACAGCAUCCUUACCACCAUUUUUCGCUAACAUAACCUUGCUAAAGCAAAUGUUUGCAGCACAGGGCUUAAACGAAAAAGACCUAGCGGUCUUAUCAGGAGCCCAUACUAUUGGUACAUCUCACUGCAGUUCCUUCUCCAAUCGCUUGUACAAUUUCACUGGCAAAGGUGGCACUGACCCUUCAUUGGAUCCUAAUUACAUUGUGCAUUUAAAGAGAAAAUGCAAGCCUAAUGACACUACAACACUUGUCGAAAUGGAUCCUGGAAGCUUCAAAACGUUUGACGAAGAUUACUACACUCUUGUAACUAAACGAAGAGGGCUCUUCCAAUCUGAUGCAGCUCUUCUUAAUGACAAUGAGACUAGAGCUUAUGUCAAACUUCAGGCUGCUACCCGUGGAUCUACCUUUGCAAAUGAUUUUGCUGUAUCCAUGAUUAAGAUGGGGAAAAUUGGCGUCCUCACAGGCAACGCCGGUGAAAUCAGGAAACACUGUGCUUUUGUCAAUUAA